AAAAAAUUCUAGUUCCAUCGUCUACUUCGUAUAGCCACAUAUGGGAAUGUAAUUAUUUAGUUUACGAGUCGUGUUUCUUUUAGAAGAAUAUUGUUUUUGGAAAUUUUAAAAUGUAUUUUGAACUAAGAAGUUUUUAUAUAUUAUGAAUACCGUUUGAAAUCAUGUAAAAAUGCUGAUGUAACAGACUACAGUUAAUAAUAGUUCCGUAUUUCUUUGGUGUUAUUUGUACACCAACAAUUCGUGUGCUGGAUUACAACUUCGCCAACGUUCGUUUAUUUUAUUUCCACUGUUAAGAGUUUGAGUUGAAAAAACAUUAAAAAAGUAAAAAAUAGUCAAGACGAAGUUCAACACAAUCAAAUCCUAAGAAGCCUAAAAUAUAAGGCGUAGCUCUUGAACAAAGAAUUGUGGUAUGGAGAAUUUAAAAAUUGAAGUAUUAAGUGUACUGCAGGAACGUGAAGAUGAUGGAAAAGCACAAAAUCACAAGAAAAAUACGGGACAUUGCGGAAGUCGUAAUUCUGAAAAUAUAAUACGUCAAUUGCCAAAAAUGUCGGCACUUGAUUUGGCUGGCAUUGUGAACAGUCGUCGCCGUCUUGAAUGGACUAAAGAAUGGCUUAAGAAAAAUCAAAGUGAAUUCUUAAGCAAGGAGAACAUUCUCAAAGAAAUACAAUUUCGAAAUAAUGAAACAUAUUAUUUAAAUUGUUUUCUGCAAAUAACUGAACGGCAAUUUCGACAUUUAGUUACUAUGCUUGAGCCGUUAAUAAGUACAUUCGAGCCGCGCCGCAAGAGAAAAUUUUUCAGUGCUGAAGAACGUAUUGCUAUUACACUUAAAUAUUUGGCAACAGGUGAAUUUCACACUUGUCGCAAUUAUUGCAUCCGUGCCUCCAAACCUGUGAUACUUAAAAUGAUAUCCGAUAUCUGCCUCAAAAUGUAUGAAACACUGAAGGACCAAUACGUUUCACUUCCAAAGACUGAUGAACAGUGGCAAAAUAUUGCAAAUGCAAUACAAAGUGAACAUAAAUUACCAAAUUGUAUUGGAAAUCUGGUAAUGCAGCAAAUCGAAUUUCAUACUGGUUCACGUUAUGCUCCACCGGUAACAGAGACUAAAUUCAAGCCAUCAAUGAUUUUUACGGCUAUUGUAGACCAAAAAAAUAAUUUCAUGUAUGUUGACAUAGAGAAGACAAAAGCUAAAACAUAUGAUACAAUCUAUGAGUGCUCAACAACGAAACAGUUUCUAGAAACAGUUUCUAAUAAUAUACCAAUAAGUAAUGAUAUUACACAAGAGGAAACAAAUGAAAAGAAUAAAUUUAGUUAUUAUUUUGCCGGUGGUGGUGCUAUGCCAGUUACAACAUAUAUGCUGAACUCAUUACAUUAUGUGCCAACUAGUCAAGAUCAAAGUUAUUGCUUCGGAUCCGUAAGGGAAAUUGAAUAUUGUUUUGCUAUGGACUCUACCAAUAAUCAUAUGAAAGAUGCAAUCUGUAUUUUAACAAAUAUAUUUCCUAUAUUAGCAUCUCCAUUAAAUAUUGAUGAAGAGAAUGCUCGUAAAGUAAUACUGGGUUGUGUUGCCUUAUAUAAUUUUCUACGUAAAACAGAUCAAAAAUUUAACGAACAAACUGAAAAAAUGGCUAGAGUUGGAGAGGAAGAAAUUAUAGAAGAUGACUGCAUUAUGAUUGGCAAUGAAGAUGAAGAAAAAGAACGCAUGGAGUUUACACCGAAUUUAGUACAUAAUAGCUGUUUUCAUUUUAUAAAGAAGCAAAAUGGCGAUACGGUGGCUGGAUUGGCUAAGCGGAAACGUCUUUUUGAUUAUAUUACGAACUUAGAAAGAAAGUAGAGAUAUUUAUAAAUAUUAGGUUUCAGUGAUUAAAGAGAAUGCUAUUUUUGUACUGAUUCAGGUUGGUUCCUUUACAAAAAAUAUUAAAUUUUUUCCCUACAUUGUAUUUGCAUAUUACACUGUGUAACAAAAAUAAAGUCUUUAAUUUUUAUUUUUGAUUUUUCAAAGUUUUUAGGUUUAU
Molecule: messenger RNA, 2009 nt
Organism: Teleopsis dalmanni
Lineage: Eukaryota; Metazoa; Arthropoda; Insecta; Diptera; Diopsidae
Exons: 3
Coding region: 410-1828 (472 amino acids)
Source: RefSeq, a predicted model, not a curated record